AUUUACACUAGUUAUUCAUUAUCGAAUAUAUAGAAAUAGCCAUCAGUAACUAUUAACAAUGAAUAUUUUUUCUUUGUAGAUUAGUUUACUAUUAACCUUACAUUUUAGAAUUCUUCAUCUGUAAAUUCUUAACCAAGGAAAGCAUGUAAAUUUUAUUUUUGAAUAUAUUCUAUAUAUGGAUCAUUAUAAACUAAGUUAUGUAUAUUUUGUUAAAUAUCUAAUAUAUAAAAAUGGCCUGAUAUAUUCAAUACAUAUAAUUAAUUAUCAUAAAAUUCAAUUAUACAGUUUUAAUAACAAUAUUAACUUAUUUCUAUUUACCAUACUAAUUAAGCUUCGAAUUAAGAAUUUAUUAUUUUACAAAAUUAUGGGUAUGGGUUGCUAUUUUAUAUUCCUUAACUUUAUGAUAUGUUCUAUAUCUAGAAAGCUUAUUAAUAAUUUAUUGUUAUGUUUUAUGUUAUUCCGUAUUAUAAAAAUAAAUGGGAUAUUUUAUCUUCUUUUUUUUCUAUAUUAAAUAAGUCUUUUUUGAGUUAAAUAGUUGUCUUUUUAUAUUAUUUAUUUUUAAAAGAGUACAUUUUUUAAAUUUUAUUACUUAUAUUAAAAUAAGAAUUAUUACUAAAGAAUUAAUAGUUUAUUUUUCCGUUUAAAUUUGAUUCUGUAUCUAUUAAUUAUACAUUAUAUUGGUUUGUAUAUUUCUUUAAAUAUUUUUU
Messenger RNA from Ichthyophthirius multifiliis, 707 nucleotides. RefSeq lists its product as hypothetical. The transcript has a single exon. Lineage: Eukaryota; Ciliophora; Oligohymenophorea; Hymenostomatida. The annotation marks the transcript as partial. The record is from RefSeq and is a predicted model, not a curated record.